Messenger RNA from Neoarius graeffei (lesser salmon catfish), 1677 nucleotides. RefSeq names its product fatty acid amide hydrolase 2b (gene faah2b). NCBI's taxonomy places the organism in Eukaryota, Metazoa, Chordata, Actinopteri, Siluriformes, Ariidae. The record is from RefSeq and is a predicted model, not a curated record. The transcript is spliced from 11 exons. Bases 33 to 1598 code for a protein of 521 amino acids.
AGUGUGUGCGUAUUAAUCUAUCGAGCUGCGCUAUGAGUGUCCGAGGCGGAGAGCGGCUCCUGCAGCGGCUGUUCCGUGCAGUCUGCGGGUUUCUCUACGCGCUGUUUCUCCUGCUGUCUCCGCCACGCAAAGCUGAACGAGUGCCGCCGGUUACCGAGCCGCUGCUCCUCAUCCCCGCUGUGCAGCUGGCCCGGAGGAUCCGCCGCAGACAGGUGUCGAGUGUUGAGGUGGUUCAGGCCUACAUAGACAGGAUCCAGCAGGUGAACCCGCUCCUGAACGCUGUGGUUAAGGACAGAUUUUCGGCAGCUUUGGCAGAAGCAGCUCAGGUGGACAAACUGAUAGCGGAGGAGACUGGGGGCGAGGAUGCUCUUGCAGAUCGACUUCCUCUGCUCGGAGUGCCUUUAUCUGUCAAAGAGUCCUUUUUCUUACAGGGUAUGCCCUGCUCCGCAGGCCUGAUCUCUCGGGCCAGCUUCGUUGCCAGUACAGACGCGCCUGCUGUGGCCCUCCUGAAGAGAGCUGGAGCCAUUCCUCUUGGAGUGACCAACACUAGUGAGCUGUGCAUGUGGUUGGAGUCUAGCAAUCACCUGUACGGCAUCACCAAUAACCCCUACGACACGAGCAGGACAUGUGGAGGAAGCUCAGGUGGAGAGGGCAGUAUUCUGGCCAGUGGGGGCUCCGUGAUUGGGAUUGGAUCAGAUAUUGGAGGCAGCAUUCGCAUGCCCUGUUUCUUUAACGGCAUAUUUGGACAUAAAGCGACUCCAGGAAUAAUCUGUAACGAAGGCCAGAUCCCUCCUUCCUCUGGGCUUGCGGAGGACCUUCUGAGUACAGGUCCAAUGUGUCGCUAUGCUGAAGACCUGCUGCCUAUGCUGAAGAUAAUGGCUGGAGCAAACGCAGACAAACUAUCAUUGUCUUCUGAGGUGGACCUGAAGAAGCUGCGUUUCUUCACAGUAGUAGAUGAUGGUGGAUCGCCAUGGACAUCCCCUGUGGACAAACAGCUGGUUGAAGCACAGAGAAAGGUGAUUCAACAACUAGAGACAGAUUUGGGAGUCAAAGUUAAGGAAAUGAGCUUUCCCCAGCUGAAGUAUUCCUACCAGAUCUGGGACACGUGCAUGGCUCUGCCUGAUAAAGAUGGCAAGCCACCGCAGCCUUUUGUAGAGCUGAUGGCAGAAGGCUCGACCGUGUGGCCGGUGUGGGAAUUGAUCAAGUGGAUUUUUGGCAAAUCCGACCACACGCUCCCUUCCAUUGGUUUGGCUUUAAUGAACAGCAAACCAUCACCGUUCUACCUCAAGCAGAAGGAAGCACUGCAGUGCGACAUGGACAAAGUGUUGGGUUCGGAUGGUGUGCUCCUGUACCCCAGUCAUCCUCUCCUUGCCCCCAGACACCAUCAUCCGUUAUUCACAAUCUAUAACUUCUCUUAUACAGGGAUCUUCAAUGCGCUGGGCCUGCCCGUUACCCAGUGUCCUUUGGGGCUGAGUGAGGAGGGUUUGCCCCUCGGUGUGCAGGUGGUGGGAGGGAAGCUGCAGGACCAUCUCACGCUAGCUGUGGCUCUGUAUCUGGAGAAAGCUUUUGGGGGCUGGAGAAACCCAGGAACCACCUGAGAAACCCGAUCAUGUGGAGCUAAUGGACCCAUGCUGUUCUCACUAGAAAUGAUUAAUUAUAUAGAAAAAAAAAUCUAAA